Ectocarpus siliculosus is the source of this 330-nucleotide messenger RNA. The record is from the annotation of a GenBank genome assembly. NCBI's taxonomy places the organism in Eukaryota, Phaeophyceae, Ectocarpales, Ectocarpaceae.
AUGCCCGAUCUGAGAAGCCGGAUGCGUGAGGCCAAUUCUUCGCCGGAGGCAAACCGGGAACUGAUGCUGAGAAUCCGGCGUUCGAACGUCCAGCUCGGGGACGGCCGGAUCAAGACGCUGACAACAUCCCAACACGACUCGAUGGACGAGAUAGUGGAGGCGACGAGCAAGAUGGAGCCCGGCUUCAACGCGAGAACCAAGCAGGACCCUCGAUUCUCGAGUAUCGAACUCGGAGAUCCAGCCGCGGAGAACCUUUGGACGACUUCCAACAGGAUGCCAAACUGGUACGCUCCUGAAACGUACGCGCGACAAACGACCCCGAACUUCUGA